This is a messenger RNA of Porites lobata, 7243 nucleotides long. Lineage: Eukaryota; Metazoa; Cnidaria; Anthozoa; Scleractinia; Poritidae. The record is from the annotation of a GenBank genome assembly.
AUGGAAUUGGAGGCGUACACCAGCGAAUUUAAAAGAGAGGGCAUCCAUACUGUUAAAGACCUAAGGGCCCAUGAGAUUUCAGAUGACCUCCUAGAUGCAUUAGAAGUCAUGAUCCCGGGACAUCGAAAAAGAAUUAAAACUGCAGGUAAAUGUUUACAUGUAAAUAGCAUUUUGUCUAACCAGCUGGGAUCGAAGUUGAAAACCUAACGGCUUAUUUUAAAUGUUACAAGAUUCUUCAGCCAAAGCAUUUGAAGUUACAGCGUUGGCCAACAUGUAAGCUUUAAUAGCAUUUUUUCCUCCCUCUGACUGCAAUUCCUAGGCUAAGGGAAUCAAUUUGCCGAUCAGGAAGAAAAGAAGCUAAAAGAAAUUGAAAUACAAUCUAAAUGUCUAAACAAAAUACAAGAAAUAUUGCUCAUCAUCAAGAAACAAUUAGAUCGUCACUAACGGGGGUUCCCCUUUACAUCAAAGAGAUUAAAAUACUUUGGCCAUUGUGCCCCUUUGGAAGGCAAGUUUUGAAGCAUAAAGGUUUUUUCCUCCGAAAGAUUGCCAGUGGAUUGCGAAGAAACAUGUCAAUUGAUGAAAGCAGGCGAGCAAAGUUAAAUCUGAUAGACUUUAAUACCUGUCUGUGUUCUCGAACCGUUUUUAUAAGCUAUCCUCUUAAAAGUUAUGUUUCAUUUUUAGUAGGCCACUGCUAAUUUCACCUCUUCGGUUGCAUCAGGUAUAACUAAUUCAUGGUUGUAAGCAGAGGGCAACUGGAAUACACUUUAUAAUUUCAGAUUUGCAGAUAAAAAACACGCUUUUAAUGUAAUUGGGGAUCUCGGACCCUUAAUGUCUUUCUUCCAAACAACCUGCAUCCUCAGGUCGUAUCCUAUAAGGCUCUGCAUCUUUAAAAUGAAGACACAAACAGGAAUUACUGCUUUUUCAUCAUAAUUUCAUGAAGAAAGUUUUUUUAAAAUAUUCUCUUCUAAAAUAUUAAAUUUUUAACAGGUUUUGGUUUUCUCGCUAUUCGCUGACCACGUGCUCGAGCUAACUGAGCGCGCUUUGCUAAUCCUCCCUGCGCACUGAUUAAUUUUGAUUUUUCUAGUUGACUGUGUAAAUCGCUAAAGGACUUGUUUUUCAAUUCUGCAACACGAUGAUAAAUUUAUUAUGAAUUAGCCACAAUUUAUCGCCCUAGUAUAAGCAUACUCGUAUAUUUGUGGCGCCAGAGGAAGAGGAGUCGACAAAGGACGAUCACAAGAAGUAUUUACAGUUAGUUUUGUAUCAGUAAACCCAGGGAACGUAUAGGCUUUUAAAAACCAUUUUCAUUAUGUAGUCGUCCUAAACCAACAUGGAAGUUCAGUUGCUUAAAAACGCAGUCGUGUCAGAUUUGGUACCCCGUUUUGAGAAUUUACUUUCGGGAACCCAAGCACCAAUGACGGUGCCAUGAUCUGAGUUUGCUCAUACAAUACAUGUAAUUUCUUUGGUAUAGAUUAACUCUCUCUGUAAUUAGACCAUUGUGAAGGGUACAGUAUUCAGUUUGAGAAGGGGCAGCUUUUAAGUUCUUACCUUUUCGCGUGACGGACUAUUUAGUAAUUACACAGUAUUUAAACAUACGUUUUUCGCGAGUAUUAAGCUAUAUCGAGAUGCGAUAUGAUCGUGCCUGCUCUCUGUUGGAACUUGAAUAUAAAUUUUAAACGCAAAUCAUUCAGUUUCACUUUUGCUUCAUCUGAGUUAGUCUAGCAUACUUGGUUUAAAAAAACGCAAAGAGAAACAUGAUUCCGGAAUGAAUUUGUUGUUCUCUAACUCUCGUUAGUAGGGCCUGGUUUAAAACUUUAAGUCUCUGGUAUUUUAUAGCUCUCAGGUAUUCAUCUUCAACAACUGUUGAAUCAAUUCUGCCUGAUUUGUUGCUCAUUUUCGUCCUUCUUUCGAGCAAUGAAACAUUAUUAAAAGCCGUCUUACUCUUUUUUUUAAAUACUAAGGUGUUCAACAAACAACUCCGACACGGAAGGGUUAGCGUUCAGUUGCACUGUUCUGUAUACUGACUGCCUAUUAAUCGAUGUAUGUUUAUACCCUUCACGUUGUUUCAACUUUUGCCGUUUAUGUUUAACCAUCAUAAGGCCAUAUGAAUUAAAGUAAAUUUACUUUCAAGCAUUGCUUUUUCAUAAAAUUAGCUUUAUAUGGUUAACUGAAGUUAGUCAAAGAAGCGGCAAUGAUCGUUUCUUCGUAUUCAAGCAUAGCCGGUGAAUGUUUAUAGUUAUAAAGGUGCUUACUUAAUUACAGUCUUUCAAACUCCUCUAGAUAAUAUUUUGUAUUUAAACUGCAAUCAUGUGUUUGUCCCGGUAUGCUGAAGUUUAAAAUGGUCUACCUCAACAUUCUCAGGGAAGAAUACGAAACAUAAAAUUAUUUCUCAUGGUUUUUGUUAUUAUUUCCACUGGCAGUAUCAUUUCUGCAAUCAAGCAUUUCUGCUCCUGAUGAUGUGAGUCAAAGUGUUUCCGCGGUGGUAAUAGGCUACUGGGGCCAGCCAGAAGAUAUGCAAGGCAAUAACUACGAUUUCCUUUGUGUCCCUGGUUUUCUUAAGUCCAGCACUGGAGAGGGUAUGUAGGGUGUACUGAUUUUAGAAUGUUCUUUGUUAUUAUUGCUAAGAAAAGGCCACUCUAGCAGAAAACGCAACAGUCAGUUCAAAAUAUGAUUCAUUUCCAUUCAAGUCGGCCAUAUGUUAGCCUAAUACAGGCUUUAACCAGAUCACACGUGUAAAACAAGACCCAGUCAAUUGGUUAGUCAGUCAGUUGGCCAAAUCAUUACAACUCAGCUUGUCAGUAACUCCAGACAAAUAAGCAGACAGCCAGUUAUCUACUGGCCUGCUCUUCAAGUUCUGUACCAUCCAGUUGGCCUAAAGCAGAGUCAAUCAUUCAUUGAUCAUUCAGUUUUUAAAGCCAGGCAUCAAGCAAGAUUUCAGUGAGUGUUACUUGUUCAGAGAGUCUGGCAUAAGCCAAAUUAGGCUCUCUUGUUACCAGGAAAUCCUGACUGGCUUGUUACUAACUGUCAGUCAGUUGCAUAGUCAACCAGUCAGCCAGCAGCAAUCCAGUCAAACAAUCUAUCAGCCACAGUCACAUAGUCAGUGGGUUAGCCAGCAAGUCAGUCAGUCAGUCAGUUGGUCAUUUAGCCAGUCAAUCAACAGGUCUGAAACAGGGGCAUUAUGGGCUCCUGCAGUCAGGCUGUCAAUCAGGCAGUCAAUCAAUUAGUCUUCUAUUCCAGCCAGUAGCAAGUCUGCCAGUCAGACAGCCAGACAAUCAGUGAGUCAGCCAGAAAGUCAGUCAAUAAGUUGGUAAUUUAGCCAGUCAGCCAACAGGAGCAUGGGCUCCUGCAGUCAGAAAGUCAAUCAGUUGCAUAGUCAACCAGUCUUCCAGCCAGCAGGAAGCCAUGCAGUCAGUCAAUCUAUCAGCCAGUCAAACAAACAGGCAAUCAGUGAGUCAGCCAGAAAGUCAGUCACAAAGUUGGUCAUUUAGCCAGUCAGUGAAUAAGGGCAUCAUGAGCUCCUGCAGACAGGCUGUCAAUCCAUCAGUCAAUCAGUUGCAUAGUCAGCCAGUCUUCAAGCCAGCACCAAGCCAGUCAAACAGUUAGACAGUCAGACAAUCAGUGAGACAGCCAGAAAGUCAAUCAGUCAGUUCGGUCAUCACCCCCCCUAUUGUUUUCCUACCAGACUGGUUAAAUUUAGAAAGUCAGACAGGCCAGACCCAGGCCAAAAAGGCCAAAGGCAGGGCAAAAAGUCCAAACUCAAAUAACCUGUCUAGUAGGAAAACAAUAGGAGGACUGAAAAUAAUAGAAAUGUGUUGGUGGUGGUGGUGGUAAUGGAGGGAAACAAUAGAAAUGAGUGAGUAAGCCAGAAAGUCAGUCAAUCAGUUGGUAAUUUAGCCAGUAAACCAACAGGAGCAUGGGAUCCUGCAGUCAGAAAGUCAAUCAGUUGCAUAGUCAACUAGUCUUCCAGCCAGCAUCAAGCCAAUCAGUCAACCUAUCAGCCAGUCAAACAGUCAGGCAAUCAGUUAGUCAGCCAGACAGUCAGCCAAUCAGUUGGUCAUUAAGCCAGUCAGUCAACAGGAGCAUCUUGAGCUCUUGCAGUCAGGCUGUCAAUAAGCAGUCAAUUAGUUGUUUAGUCAACCAGUUUUUCAGCCACCAGUAAGCCAGUCAGUCAAUCUAUCAGUCAGACAAUCAGUGAGUCAGCAAGAAAGUCAGUCACUAAGUUGAUCUUUUAGCCAGUAAGUCAACAGGGGCAUCAUGGGCUCCUGCAGUCAGGCUGUCAAUCAGUUGCAUAGCCAACCAGUCUUCCAGCCAGCACCAAGCCAGUCAAACAGUCAAGCAGCCAGUCAACAGGAGAAUCAUGAGCUCCUGCAGUCAGGCUGUUAAUCAGGCAGUCAAUCAGUUGCAUAGUCAACCAGUUUUCCAGCCACCAGCAAGUCAGCCAGUCAAACAGUCAGUGAGUCAGCCAGGAAGUCAGUCAUUAAGUUGGUCAUUUAGGCAGUCAGUCAACAGGAGUAUCAUGAGCUCCUGCAGUUGUAUAGUCAACCAGUCUUACAGCCAGCAGCGAGCCAGUCAGUCAAUCUAUCAGCUAGUCAAACAGUCAGUGAGUCAACCAGGAAGUCAGCCACUAAGUUGGUCAUUUAGCAAGUCAGUAAACAAUGGCCAUUAUGGACUUCUGCAGUCAGGCAGUCAAUCUGUUACAUAGUCCAUCAUUCCUCCAGCCAGCAAACCAGCCAGUCAGUCAGCCCAUUAGCCAUUUAGACAGUCAGUCAGUCAGUCAUGUCAGUUGACCAUUGAGCCAGCCAGUCAGUCAGUCAAGUUUGUCUUUUAGCAAUCAAUCAACAGGAGUUAGGCUGCUACAGUUUAGUCAGUCGGUCAGUCAGACAUGCUGUUAAGAUAGUUAGUCAGUAACGACUUAUGUUCAAUGUCAGUAUUGAUAACUGACACUUAAUGAAUAAGUAGUCACUCACAGACUUAGAAUCUGAGUUGCUCCAAGUCUGCUGGUUGACUUACCCAUUCAGCAAAUAGAGAGAAUGGAAUUAGGAGGUCAAUGAUUAAAACUAUACUCUCUGAAAUCGUUUACCUUCAUUUGCUGCGUGAGAAUGUCUCAACUUCAUUAUCAGGGAUGCCCAGGUUUUAUUAACUUAAUUCAAAGGGGUACUUAUUUGGUAAAAAAUAUAGAAAGAUACGAGCUACUUGGAGUUUGUGAUAAAAACAAAACACUCUUAAACCAGAUCCUAGAGACUAACUCGUUUUAAGGCGAUGUUAUACUUGACAAUUCUCCGCGACUUUUUAAAGGCAACACAGCGUUACGACAUUGUUGCGUAAUUGUUUCGAAUUGUUGACAAAUUUCCAACAUUGUUGCAACGUUGUUGCAAAUCACUUCGUUUAAUAUCACCUUUAGGUUUACAAUAGAUGAAACUAGUCGGCCUGCUGUAGUUUGCCGGUAAUUGGAACAUGAAAAUUGUUUGUUUUUCAGACGCUCAGUCAUCAGGACUCAUUCAGUUUAUAGUUGACAGUGGCAGUGAAGUUGGCGUGACUGUGACGUCAGAGGUAGUUAAAGAUCUUCAACUGGAGUAUCUCCAUAGCGUAGAAAGUAGAGGCGUCCACGCUACGAGAGACAGGCCAGUUUAUCGAGGGGUCCUAAAGCUUGGGUCAGAGGAAUUUGAUGUUGAAGUAAGCUGAUAACACCUUCCAUGGUAUUAUUUUGUUUAUUAACCCUCUUAGGUCUUUUAGCCAAGAGAUUUCUCCUAACAGUCUUAAUACACAAUCAAGAGAAAAGGUUUUGAGAAUUGAGAAGUGAUCAACAAAGGGAAAAUGCUUUGAUCUUUUAUCAAAUUCUCCCAAAUAAUUCCUUAAGGAAAUGUAUGGAGAUCAGUCAGGAGAAUUGGUAUGUGGAUAUUGGGUCUUAAAGGGUUAAAACUGUGAAUGAGUUGAUCAAUAUUUUCCAUCUUUUUUUUUUUCUUUAACUAAAUAACUGAAAUUUGUUCCAGCUUUCCAUAAAAGGCAGAAACUAAUGUUGAUCUUGAUUAUUUUUAGGGUUUCGCCUAUUGUUUCAUCAAUAGCACCUUUACAACAAUUUCUAAUCGGUUCCACGGUGAUUUUUUAUCAGAAGAUGUUUCACAUUUAAGACAAGUUAAAGCCUUUCGUAAUUAAAAGGGAACCUCUGAUCUUCCUUAAUUUGUCUCGAUUGGGGCAGAACUUAAUUGUAGCAGGGAAAACAGCGGAUUUUGAGUUUCGCGGCGGUACAACCUUUUACUGGUCAUCUCGUAAUGGAACCACUGAAACGUAGCUCUGCAAAGAGUUCCCUAUAUUUUCAGGCUUAAGUUAACUCUAUUCUGACUUUUGAUUCCAUUGUCUUCUUUUGGACAAAAUUUUUCGAUGCAUUGGGACUUUGCGCCUCAAAAAAACAAAAGACAAAGCCAACGAAGCAACUAAAGAAAGGAUCUUACUUUUUACCCGCCAAAAUGGCAGGUCCUUUCCAAAUGUGUGCGCUUCCGAAGUAAAUAUUUUGCUAUUAAAGAAAAGAGACAAAAGGCAAAAUACUUUUCUUCCAGACUGUCAAGUAUUUGUCUAAAUGUUUUUUAUCUCUUUCGCAGGUAAUGCCGGACAGAUUUUGUACGGUAGGUGCUGUCGUUAUGAGAAAAUUCAAGCAUUUUAUAAAUGGACAUUUUCAUCGCUGGCUGAAAGAUGACCCACAGGCUCCUGAUAACCCACCAUCACAAGUUGAAGACUGCUAAAAAAAUUUUGCAAGAGCUGUAGCUGUUAAUUUUGCUAGCCUGCGAGCAAGCUCUCCUAUUUGCGCAAGCGAAGUGAGCCUCGCGAGAACGCGCGAGUUAGGGGCCGGGGUUCCUCUUCCCCUCGCGGCUUCGUCGCUUGCUCGCGCGUUCUCGCGAGACUCGCUUCACUCGCCCAAAUAGGAGAGCUUGCUCGCAAGCUACUGUUUUGCUUUAUCGUUUGGUUCCGCUGGCGAAACCGGAAUGAAAGACUGCGUCAGUAAAACUUUCAUGUUCUUUGCAAUUGACAUCGUUUUAAAAAACGGAUAAAUGUAUUGGGAAAAAGAAAUUGUUUAUGAUAUUUAUUUUUGAUAGGAAUACGCGAUGGCUCCAGUUUUGACUUUAAAAUUUCUCAGCUUCCAAGGAAGUAUAUGGGAAGUGUAUAAUACGUCAAAAUGCCCAAAAUAUGAAUGAAUGAAUGCGUUGAUAAAUUAAUUAGUAAUAACAUUUUAAUAGUUUGUAAAUGAAAUUUG